Molecule: messenger RNA, 4462 nt
Organism: Silurus meridionalis
Lineage: Eukaryota; Metazoa; Chordata; Actinopteri; Siluriformes; Siluridae
Gene: adam19b
Product: ADAM metallopeptidase domain 19b
Exons: 23
Coding region: 175-2910 (911 amino acids)
Biological process (GO): membrane protein ectodomain proteolysis
Molecular function (GO): metalloendopeptidase activity
Source: RefSeq, a predicted model, not a curated record
GCCCCUCUAUAAGGCAGGAGGAGAUGCGCUCGAUCCUUUUACCGGGUUGCAUAUGAAACACGUAAACCAUGGCGCAGUUUAGAAGCAGAUAACUGUGGCUGUGUGUGUGUGUGUGUGUGUCUUUGUGGGUGAAUUCACUGCAGUCUCUGUGGAUCUGUGGUAGCACGAGACAGGAUGGCGAGGCGCGCGCGCGGAGGGCGCUGUGUGUUCAGCGCGACAUCACUGCCGUACGGCGCGCGCCCUUACAUCGUGUAUUUCAUUGUGCUUUUGCAGUGCACCGUCUUCUGCCUCCACACAGCGCACGCGGGCGUGCUGAGCAGUUUGGAGCGCUAUGAGGUCACUUACCCUCAGUGGCUGAAUCCCAGAAGCAAAAGAGCAGCUCAUACACACACAAAGCAUCCUUCAGUGGCAAACGUCAAGAUUACUGCAGAGGGAAUGGAGCUGGUUCUCCAACUCCAGAGAAACGAAGAGCUCUUGGCCACUAAUUAUCAAGAGAUAUGGUACGGACCAGACGGUGCACGUUAUUUCUCUAAGCCAUCUAUUAAGGAUCAUUGUUAUUAUCAUGGCACAGUGAGAGGAGUGAAGGAAUCCAGUGUUGUUGUCAGCACUUGUUCUGGACUCAGGGGCAUGAUCGCCUUGAAUGGCAGUGCUGUGUACAUGAUUGAGCCUCUGGCCAAUCACAGUGUCUCUCAGGGCCAUGCCGUGUUUCGGGCUGAGAGCCUGAAAAUACCUAUGAGUACCUGCAGCCAGCACCGUGGAGUAAAGAACCACACAGAGAGACUGGAUGAGCUGAUUGGUGGGAUUGCACAGGCUGGUCAUGCAUCUAGGGUAAAGAGAGAUGUCAAUCGCAGUAUGAAGUAUGUGGAGCUGAUGUUGGUGGCUGAUCACACUGAGUUUUUAAAACAUGAUAGAGACCUGGAGAAGACAAAGACAAAGCUUCUUGAAGCUGCUAACUAUGUCGACAAGUAUUACAGAACCUUGAACAUCCGUGUUGCCCUGAUCCUGCUGGAGAUUUGGAAUGACAGGGAUAAGAUCAAUGUAACACAGAACCCGUUUAGCACUCUAGAGGCCUUCCUGACCUGGAGGAUGAAGCAGUUGCGACAGAUGCCAAAUGACAACGCACAGCUCAUCACGGGUGUGGCUUUCCAGGGUACCACGAUAGGACUGGCUCCUCUUAAAACCAUGUGCUCAGAAUAUCAGUCAGGAGGAGUUAACGCGGACCACUCUGAGCUAGCAUUUGGGGUUGCUGCCACCAUGGCUCAUGAGAUGGGGCAUAAUUUUGGGAUGAACCAUGACAGCGAGGGCUGCUGCCAGACCCAUCCAAAUGAUGGAGGAUGCAUCAUGGCUGCAGCUACUGGGCACCCAUUCCCUCGUGUGUUUAACCAGUGUAACCAGGCAGAGCUGAAGCGCUAUCUGAGCUCAGGUGGUGGGAAAUGUCUGUUUAAUCUUCCAAACACACGUGUAAUGUACGGAGGCCAGCGCUGUGGCAACGGCUACCUUGAGGAAGGGGAGGAGUGUGACUGUGGAGAGGAGGAGGAAUGUUCCAGUCCAUGCUGUAACGCCAAUAACUGCACGCUGAAAGCAGGUGCUGAGUGUGCCGAUGGCAUUUGCUGUGAGAACUGCAAGCUGAAGAGUCCAGGAGUGCUUUGUCGCCCUUCCUCAGGUUCCUGUGACCUGCCUGAGUAUUGUGACGGUAAAUCAGAGUCCUGCCCUGCAAAUUUCUAUCUGAUGGACGGCAGCUCCUGUGCACAUGGCAUUGCUUACUGUUACACAGGCAUGUGCUUGACCUUGGAGCAGCAGUGCCGCUCUCUCUGGGGGAAAGAUGCACAGUCUGCUCCGGAUCUGUGCUUCACUGAGGUAAACAGGGCUGGAGAUCUCUAUGGAAACUGUGGGUACCUCAUGGGUAAAUACAGGAAGUGCAAUGAGAGGGAUGCUAAAUGUGGCAAGAUACAAUGUCAGAGUGCUGCUAAGAAGCCUAUUGGAACCAACGCAGUGUCCAUAGACACCACUAUCCGCUUUGGAGAUCAUUCGGUCCAGUGUCGAGGUACGCAUGUCUAUCGGCCUGGCAAGGGAGAGGACAGUUUGGGGGAUACGCUCGACCCUGGGCUGGUGAUGACCGGAACCAAGUGUGGGGACAAUUCGAUAUGUUUUGGUGGUGAGUGUCGCAAUGCAUCCUUUCUGCAGGCGGAUAAGUGCAAUGCCAAGUGUCGUGGUCAUGGGAUGUGUAACAACAAUCAUAACUGCCACUGUGACACUGGCUGGGCACCGCCUUACUGUAAGGAAAAGGGAAAUGGUGGCAGCAUUGACAGUGGCCCUGUUACACCAGUUAAAAGUCAUUUACUUGCUUUCCUGGUGCCCCUAUCUGUCGUCUUAACCUUGGUAUUGGGAAUGGUGGUCUGUUGGUGCUGCAAGCAGAAGCUUCAUACUUUGAAAAACAUGGCUCACCCCCCUCGUCAGACAUCCAUUAAUGUCCAAGCUUCAUCAGACUCCAGAACUGUUGCUAGUGGUCACGCCAACCCAACAUUCCAGCUAAAGAAACCGAAUACGGACAAAACGGAGGCUAGCAAGCAGCCAAAUCCAGAUGGUUCACCGAGACAAAGACCAUCCGUUGUCCGGCCUAUGGCCAAACCACCACCAGUCCCAGCAUACGCACUCCAGCAAAAGAGUCCUUCACUCCCAGAAACCAGCUCCAGCCCGUACCCAUCUCCCUCAGUGGCACCAAAACCUCGACCAAACCCUCCAUGCAGACCUCCUCCACCUCGUCCUGAUACCAAACUUAAUCAGGUCAAAAAGGAAGAUCCAUUUAGAAAAGGACCUCAAAUAUCGCCAGCAUUGUUGCAGAAUGGCAAGUCCAAUUUAGCGCCCUCUGCUGGAUAUCUCAGGAAUCAGACUAAAGCCGGAGGAAGCUGAGUCUUUGCCAGAACUUCGGAGAGAACGGGCAUUACUCUUCUAUGCAGAGGACUCUCAAAACGGCAUACUGAAACAACCUGCAACUUUUAGGCGUGUUUACAUUUUCAGCAUUGGCUGUGGAGACUGCCUACAUCCAACACCAUGUUUGCCUAAUACACUUGAAACCUGAAGUGUAAUAUACGUGUGGCAUUUAACUUUGCUUCGGUACUCUUCCGAUGCUCACGUGCCAUAUUUGUACAGGUUCUUUUAUACCUAUUUAUUAAAAAGACUGUACAGAACAGGAACAAGAGACACAUGUUCUAGAUGUUUCAGCAUGCACAUUCAGAAUAUUCACAGUAUGUCAUGCUUAAAGUAGACUGCACGCAGUAUUGAAAAACAAUGACACUUUGUGUGAGCAACACACUUUAACUGGAAUAUCGGACAUGUGUUUUGCAGUUGGUAUAUGAAAAAAGGAAAUGUAUAGCAAUAAUAGUCAGGAAAAAAUGUGAUUCGUUGUAAAGAGUUUUUGCAGUAGACUGUUUUGUACUUGUGUUUUUCCCUACUGCCUUUUCUGCUUCGCUUUUAUUUUACCGCUAAAUUUAUCAGGAGAAUAAUUGUAAUGCUGGACAUUGUAUAUGUACACAAUGCAAAAGUUUCAAUUGUAAAUAUUCUGUAACAAUCUAGUGAGGUAAUGCUUUUUAUUGACAUUUUUGACUUAAUGCUUUUCUUUUUGACAAAUGGAGAACUUGACAAAAUGCACCUUAUGCUGUUUACAAUAAGGGCAUCAGGGAAUGUACAGACGACACAUUGUAAAGUAAAGACAUUUAGCUUUAAAAUGUUUGUUUGCUAUGAUAAGCAAAAUAAGGUUCUCUAAAAGUACUUCUUCUUAAUACCAUCACAGUUCAUACGGCUUUUUUCAUCUUCAUCUGCCAGCUGAACAUUUCUUCUGUGAAAACAGCUAGAUUUUAAUGGAGGUGUCAUCAAUUUUGUUUAUUAUAGUAAUGUUACAUUUGUAAAUGCUCAAAAUCUAACAUGGUGUAUAUGGUUUAAUCAGCAUACAUCCUAACAGCUGAAUGGGCCGAGGAGUAAUUAUUAUUUUUUAUUCCUUCUUUAAUUUGAAAGACUGAAUUUUUUUUGUUUGUUUCCAUUUUUCUUCUUUUACACUUUAAAGUUAUGUAAAUCAAGCAUUAGAGGAAUGUUGAUUGACUGUGUCAAUGUGCAGGUAUAUCCAUGCCAUAAACUAGGGACCAUGUAAAAAGAGUAAAAACACUGUGAACCUUGUGAUCAUGCCUAUUAAACAUAUAACAGCAUUUAAAUAUAACUGGAAGGACCAUUCCAAUGAUGCCUAAGAUAAUGUAGUGCUAUGGACUAAUGAUAAUCUGUUGUCCUCGGUUCUUUGGUUUACACGGACCGUGUGAGACAUGCACUUUCUGUUAUUAAGGGAAAAUGUAAUUGUGUUAUUGUAAAAAAAAAAAAAAAUGUAAGUGUUAUUUUAAACUAAUCAUGGAAUUGGAUUGAGCCAAUGCCAUGGAAAGAAGAUUGUUGCAAAAGCAGAUCAAAUAAAGCUUGAGGA